Messenger RNA from Cyprinus carpio (common carp), 1937 nucleotides. Its product is annotated as urokinase plasminogen activator surface receptor-like. The transcript has 6 exons. Lineage: Eukaryota; Metazoa; Chordata; Actinopteri; Cypriniformes; Cyprinidae. The record is from RefSeq and is a predicted model, not a curated record. Bases 516 to 1166 code for a protein of 216 amino acids.
AAGGUUUUAUGUGUGUCCUUAUUCGGUGGGCAAACCCUGAACUUCACCCCAAUAGCGAGCUGCAUGUGGGAUAUGAGCAUUUAGGUAAAAGGUGAUGAAGGGAAGCUUCCUCCUGCUGUUGUCAACACUGCUCUUCUACUUCCUGUUUCAGUCAUCAGAGCAUCAGUUUUUGUCUUUCACAACAUCUUUCACAAAAUCACAUCAUCAAGUCUGAUUCUUCAUGAUUUCAGACCAAAAGCCAACUUCUGGAUCUGCAGAACACAAUAAGAUAUUUUGAAGUUUGCUGGGGCCAAAACAACACUAAACCCCAUUGGCUUUCAUUUUAUAGACGGAAAUAAAUAAAUAAAUUAAUUAAUUAAUUAAUUAAUAAAACACAAAGACUGAAACAUUUUCCAAAAUAUCUCCUUCUGUAUUCCACAGAAGAAAGCAAGUUAAAGUUAAAGACCCUCCCACUUUGAUCAGCUAUAAAGUGAGCACUGAGAGAGGCACAUUAUUUCAUUCACCUCCUGAUCAAGAUGGAUUUACAAAUCUCAGUUUUUCUUCUGUUCAUUCUUUUCACUGCAGGACACUCUCUCAGCUGUUAUGAGUGCUCGGGUCAGAAGGGUUCUUGUGCGAAUCAAAAAGUAAAAACAUGUCCCAGGGGAUUUUCCAAGUGUAUGAGUACAACGGCUGUAACACAAGUUGGUGACAGUCUUAAAGUGAAGGUUAAAGACUGUGCUGCUGACUGUGCAAGUGGAUCCAUGAACCUCGGCAUUGUAAAGAGGUCUUCAGUGUGCUGUAACACAGACUGGUGUAACGUCCGAGAUGCUCCAGAUCCCAGCAUUGACUCCAAUGGAAAGAAAUGUUACUCUUGUGAUGGGAAGAACUGCUCAAACACAGUGAGCUGUUCAGGGAGUGAAGACCACUGCAUUACAUCAGCAGCGAGUUACGGAGAGCAGUCACUGGUUGUAAAAGGCUGUGUCUCUAAAUCCAUUUGUGAUACCACAACAUCAGUUGAUGAUGUUCAGAAGAUCUCAUGUUGUUCAGGGAACCUGUGUAACGGUGCUCAGAGCCACUCAGAGCUUCCUGUUCCUCUGCUGUUCUCUGCUCUCCUUCAUCCUGCUGCACUGAAUCCAGCAGCUCUUCACAUCUACAAUCAGACACACUGCACUGAAUAUAGAGCUUGAAAUUUCUCUGUGCCAUUUGUCAUUUGUGUCCUAAAAUGCUUUUUUGCUGUGACAUUCUGAUGUUACAUUUUAUUAACAACAGGGCACAAAUUAUCAUAUUCAGUUGCUAUUUUCAGAUAUAAUAAUCAACACUCGAAUGAGAAACAUACAAACAUUUAAAUUGCACAUAAGGCAGGUUGGAUAAAGGCAUAAAAUGAUCUGCCUAGAUUAUGUCUGUCAAAAUACUGAAAGUGAUUCACAAUAAUGAACCCGAUGAUUUUCAGUCACUUUGACCCAGAAACACAGUUUUAUUCACAUUAGUUCUACUGACUUCAAGAAAAGUUAGUUUAAUUUUUCUAAUUAAAUAUACUAUGGCGCUUUUAUUUAGUAAUAUACUCCAUCGAGAUAAGGACUCUGAAUCAUUUUACUAAGGUAAAAGUAAUGUUCCUGCUCCCCACCCUCCUUACAGCAGAUCCCAAGAUAUUUUAGGAAACUUCUUAAUUGAACUGUCCACAAAACGGUUUUGACUGACUAAAAUCUCACAAAUGCUAAUAAUUCAAAAAAUGACAAAAUCAUAUGAUUUUGCUCAUAUGAUUGUUAUUACAAUCCAAUUGUUUCAAAAGUGCAUAUGCCAUCAGACAUUUGCAUGAAACACCUUCUUGUAAAGUCUGUUUUGGGUUUUGUUUUCAUGUUCUUGUUUUCAUGUCUUUUAUUUUGUAGAUUGAUUUAUGCUGUUUGUGUUAUGCUUCUCUUGCCCUCUUGUUCAUUGUGUCAUGUUCUGAUUGGUUUAUU